Ornithodoros turicata is the source of this 614-nucleotide messenger RNA. RefSeq names its product ADP-ribosylation factor-like protein 3. The transcript is spliced from 5 exons. Gene Ontology annotation, biological process: cilium assembly. Gene Ontology annotation, molecular function: GTPase activity; GTP binding. The record is from RefSeq and is a predicted model, not a curated record. Lineage: Eukaryota; Metazoa; Arthropoda; Arachnida; Ixodida; Argasidae. The coding region runs from base 1 to 555 and encodes 184 amino acids. Gene Ontology annotation, cellular component: microtubule cytoskeleton; cytoplasm.
AUGGUGACCAGGAAGGGGUUGCUGUCUUUGCUGCGGAAGCUGAAAUCAACCCCAGACCGUGAACUACGAAUCCUGCUGCUCGGGCUGGACAAUGCGGGCAAGACGACCAUUCUCAAGAAGCUCGCCUCGGAAGAUAUCGCCCAUAUUACGCCCACUCAGGGCUUCAACAUCAAAAGUGUGCAAGCGGAUGGUUUCAAGCUCAACGUAUGGGAUAUAGGAGGUCAGCGAAAAAUAAGACCCUACUGGCAGAACUACUUUGAAAAUACGGACGUUUUGCUGUACGUGAUUGACAGCUCGGACCGGAAACGCUUUGAAGAGACCGGGGUGGAACUAGCGGAACUCUUAGUAGAAGACAAACUGUAUGGUGUGCCUCUCUUGGUAUUUGCCAACAAGCAAGACCUUUUCAACAGCGCGCCCGCAGGUGAACUAGCCCAGGGACUUAAUCUGCCGGCUAUCAAAGACCGUGUGUGGCAGAUUCAAGCCUGUAGCGCACUUUCGGGGGAAGGGCUCAAGGAUGGACUGGAAUGGGUGUGCAAAACUAUAAAGAGGAAAUAGAAGAAAUCUCUUUAGGAAUGACAACGAAGACAAUUUUUCACUGUAACAAACAACCUCCU